Messenger RNA from Octodon degus (degu), 1163 nucleotides. It is a transcript of the gene Rpusd3, whose product is annotated as RNA pseudouridylate synthase domain containing 3. The record is from RefSeq and is a predicted model, not a curated record. Gene Ontology annotation, molecular function: pseudouridine synthase activity; RNA binding. The coding region runs from base 4 to 966 and encodes 320 amino acids. The transcript is spliced from 9 exons. NCBI's taxonomy places the organism in Eukaryota, Metazoa, Chordata, Mammalia, Rodentia, Octodontidae. Gene Ontology annotation, biological process: pseudouridine synthesis.
GAGAUGGGCGUGCUAGCGGCGUGCUACCGUGGCGCAAGUGGCUGGCGGCUGGCGCUGGGAGCCCGCAUGCGGCCCUUGGGCGCUGGCCUGUGCACCGCGGCCGGGCCCCAGCUGUGGUGCGGAGGCGGCCGCGAGGCGCUGUUGCUCGAGCUGCGCGCAGCCGUGGUGGAGCGCAGAGGACCUCUGGUGACGCUGAACAAGCCGCAGGGUCUGCCGGUGACAGGGAAACCAGGAGAGCUGACGUUGCUCUCCGUGUUGCCAGAGCUUAGCCAGUCCUUGGGUUGUCCUAGCCUCCAGAUUGUACGAGCGCCGGGGAAGGAGACUUCUGGGCUUGUGCUCCUCUCCAGUUGUCCCCAGACAGCGAGCCGUCUCCAGAAGUUCUUCAUCCAUUCGAGGAGAGCCCACAGGCCCACGGCCACCUACUGGGCCGUUACCAAUGGGAUCCCAGAUGCUUCUGAGGGGCAGAUCCUCGCAGCGCUGGCCCUGCAGCAUGUUGAUGGUGUCAGUGUUGCAAUUCCAGUGAAGUCUCCAUCUCGAAGAGAUAUCCUGGAGGGUGUCAAGAGAACCCGCAGCCACUUCCGUGUAAUGGCCACAGGCUCUGGCUGUGCCCUGAUCCAGCUUCAGCCCCUCACAGCGUUCCCCAGUCAGCUGCAGAUACACAUGAUGUUACAGCUCUGCCCUGUGCUGGGGGACCACACCUAUUCUGCUGGAGUGGGCACUGUCUUGGGCCAGCGCUUUCUAUUGUCUGCAGAGAGCACCAAGCCUCAAACACAGGCCUUGGAUGACACCCUCCUCAGACGCCUCCGCCUGACCCCUGCCCAGGCCGCACAGCUACCCUUGCAUCUGCACCUGCACCAGCUGCUCCUCCCGGGCAGCCGGCCUGCUGAUGCACCUAUUGAGCUGAAGGCACCCCUGCCCCAGUAUUUCUCCAGGACCUUGUGGUGUCUGGGGCUCUGCCAGCAAUAGUCUCCUCUGUGCUACCCCCAGAAAGCAGGAGAUGGAGGCCUCCGGCCAGGCCCAAUGGGCUACGGUCAUUGUCAGCUGCUCGAAGGCCAUGGCUUACGGCCCAGCUCUGUGUCUAGGCAAACCCAAGAAGCAGGUUUUGGGAUAUCAGGCAGGUGACUGCUCUGUGGACUUGAAAUAAUAAAAGUUCUGACCUUGUG